Molecule: messenger RNA, 2917 nt
Organism: Xenopus tropicalis (tropical clawed frog)
Lineage: Eukaryota; Metazoa; Chordata; Amphibia; Anura; Pipidae
Gene: haus5
Product: HAUS augmin like complex subunit 5
Biological process (GO): spindle assembly; centrosome cycle
Cellular component (GO): HAUS complex
Source: RefSeq, marked provisional
ACCAGAGGCGCCUCUCCCCAGCGCUUAUAUAGGGUAGGAUGACGUCACGGCACUUCUCGCGAGAUCUUGAGUUGGCGAGAGCGGGAAGUUUAAGGAGCCGACUGGGGGAGCGCCGGGGAGUUCUGUCACACAGUAACAAGACUCUGAGAGCCGGUAGUUCGGGCGGGCUAAGGAGUAGUUGGCGGCAGCCAGAGAUGGAGCGCAGGGGCCUCGCACAGGAGCUGCGGAGAUGGGCGGUAGAGGAGAUGGGACUCCCUGCCCUGAAAGCGCCCAGUGAGGAGAUGCUGCAGCGGUUAUUUAUCGGGCAGUGUGGGGACAUCUGGAAGUUUAUAAUACGCCAUGUUCACAGCCAGAGGACUGUGCGCAAGAUCGAAGGGAACCUCCUCUGGUAUCAGCAGCUCCAGCACACAGAGGCUCAGAGGACUGCAGAGGAGGAGCAGCAACAGCGCAGGAAGCAGCUAUGCAAGGAGAUUUUGGAGCUGCGAGCGGAACUACAACAUUUACAGGAACAAAUUCAGAGUGCAGAGCGAGAGAUAGUGAGCCAGGAUUUAAACUGUGACCGUGCACAAGAUUUGUGCCGUCGCUCACUACUGCUCCGUGCGUUCAACAAAAAAAGGGAGGUGGAGUGUGAGUCUUUGUGCCAAAGCAACAAAAAGAUCCAGUUCCGAUGUGAGCAGCUGCAAGAGAUUCGCAGGGCAUCACAAAGAGAGGUGAUGUUCACGGCCGUGGAUCCUGACCUAUCUUCCUCUACAUUCCUGGAACCCGAAGUGAUGAGAGAUGUGAGAGAAGCUUGCCAACUACGCUUCAAAUUUUUGCGGUCACUUCAUGAUGAUUCCAUCUCCAGCUCUGUACACCCAGGAAAAGAGGAUCUGCGCUCGCUGUCCCACCAGCAGUGGAUGAGUAUGGCAGAGAAGGUUUGGAAUACCCACACCCCUCAUCACAUCCUGGCGGCAUUAGAGCGACUUACGGUAAACUCGACCCAAGAGCUAAAGAAAUUGCAGUCCUCUCUGGCAGCUGAUCUAUCCAAGGCACCCUCUCAGCAGGCAAAGGAAUCCACUGAGCCCACAGCACAGACAAGUGAAAGGUCCCACCAAGAUCCAAAAGGGACUCUGCCAUCCUUUCACAGCCUGAUCCAGGAAGGCUGGGCUAAUUCCGUGAAGGUAUCGUCCGAGCUGCGCCGUGUUCAGAGCCAGGCCCAGGCCCUAUCGGAGCAUUUGGCUGAAAGGAUCCAAGAGAUUCACAAGAAACUGUCAGAUGGUAGCGAAGUGUCGGCGCUCACCAGGGUGGCGUUUGAUGCAGAGCUACGUUGCGUGAUUCUGCGAGGGUGCAGGGACGCUUUGCUGCACGAGUGCCGGAUACUUCAGGAAGAGGCAGCAGGCAAGAAGCAGGAAGUGAAGCUUUUACAGCAACAGCAGCAAAACAUACAAGAGGCUUGUCUUCUUCUGGACAAGAAGCAAAAACAGAUUCAGAUCUUAAUAAAGGGAAAUUCUUCCUCUAAAUCCCAGAUCCGGCGCAGCAGUGCAGAGGCCCAAAAAUACGUUCAGGAUAAACUGCUGCCCCGGCCCCAAGAAAUCGUACAGGAAUCUCAGCGCCUCCAGGACUCCAUCCAGAAGGAGGUUAAACACUUCUCUGCAAUCUCCCUCCCAGCAAUUUUGAAAGUAUCCACUGACGGAUUUAAUCUGGUUCCGUCCCGUGAGCUUUCCAUUAACCGUAUGUCAAACACACACGCUCCCUACUAUGGCAUCUUUAAGGGCAUCUACGAAAGUCUCCGCCUACCACUGUAUAAGGCGCCGGAGAGUGUGCUUAGCCAUGUUGCUGAUAUGAAAAAGCAGCUGUUUUUCUUGCGUUCCCAAUUAAGUAGCCGCAGUGAAGCCAUUAGCAAAAUACAAAGGGCCCUGCGGAAGAACACUAAUCCAGAUACAGACGCUUUAUUGAAGUCUCUUUCCGCCCAUUACUCUCAGCAAAUUGACGAGAUGGUCCCCAAGUUGCAGCACCUUAUACAGCAAUGUGAGAAACGCCAGGAGUAUGGAAGAGAGGUGCAAGCCACCGUGAUGGACUGGUGGGAACAGCCCGUACAACUGUGCCUGCCUUCGGAGCAGAGAGGAGGGCUAACUCUGCGCCAGUGGAGAGAAAGAUGGACAGUUGCAGUGACAGCCCUGCAGAGAGCUACAGGAAGCAGAAGCUGAGAACCAACGGUGGGAAAAUGUGUGGUACGGACACUAGAUGGCGCAGUUGAGUUUGUCAGAAGCUUUGCUCUCCCUGUUGGUACAGAAUAUGACUUAUUAAAGCAUUUUGUGUGAGUGGUGGUCACAUACAGGCUGGAUGUGAUGGAUACGAUUUUCAUUUUCGUGUACACACACUGGCCUUGCAAGCAGACCUGGGGUAUUCUAGGUGUCUGUGCGGGUAGGAGAGCAGCCUAAGAUAGCCAAGCUGUUUGUCUUGAUAGGUGAGAAGACUUAGCUUAUAGCUUCCUUAUUCUAGGUGCCAAAACCGCUGAUUGCUGCAUAUUUUAGAUGGUAAUUGCCUGACCUGGGCUAUUGCCUCUGUGUAUUUUGACUACGGCGCCCCCCGGAGCUAUAGAUUGCUUGGGUGCCAAAAUAAAAGCUCUGAACAUUGUUCCGUACAUUGGAUAUUAUUCCAACCUCCAGGGUAAAAUCAAGUGACGUUACUUAGCGUAUACUCUAUUGAGAAUUUGUGCAGGUUCUGCUCAUCCUUAGCAACCUAUGGAUAAGGACAUUAUCAUUCUGCUGCUUGAAAGCAAACGUCUGAUUGGCUGCUGUGGGCUACUACAUUGUGCCUAUAGUUGUAUUGCACUUUAUAUUGGCUGCACUCGCACACUUUUCUUACUUUUCUCUCUCUACAGUGUAACAUUCUAGUCACUAGCAUUUUACCUAUAAAUAAACGUCUUUCCAUCGCA